UGGUGCACUGCUUUGUUGUUACGUGACAGAAGUAACUUUCAAGGCACGCAAACGCAGCAGUGUCUCGUGAUGGGGGCGGUUUGGCGUCAGUCUUUCCCGUCUGGAGUCUGACGCACUCCGACAGCCAAUAAGCUCAUGUAGCACUUCGGCGCCCGAGCCCGCUGUGGAGGCAGGAUUUCUUCAAAUAAAGAUGGCAGAUGUUGUCGAAGGAGACGGUAGUCGCUCCGCUGGCCCUUCCACGCUUCACUCGGCGGCUCGCAACGGCUCCGGCACGAGCUCAGGAACGUGCGCCGGCGGCCUCGUCGCGACCACGGUCACCUCCGGGCCUCGGUUGGUCCGCAUCGUCAAGUCGGACUCGGGCUAUGGCUUCAAUGUCCGCGGGCAAGUAAGCGAAGGAGGGCAGCUGAGGAGCAUCAACGGCGAACUUUACGCCCCGCUGCAGCACGUCAGCGCCGUGUUACCGGGCGGCGCGGCAGACCGAGCCGGAAUCGCAAAAGGCGACCGUAUUCUUGAAGUAAAUGGAGUGAAUGUGGAAGGGGCCACUCAUAAGCAGGUGGUAGAUCUCAUCCGAGCAGGAGAGAAAGAGUUAGUCUUGGCUGUCCUGUCGGUUCCUCAGCCAGAGACGGACGGCCUUGAUCCCGGGGACGAUGGCUCAUCGCAGUCCUGCUAUGACUACAGUGACAAGCAGGCCGUGCCCAUAUCCGUGCCCACCUACAAACAUGUGGAACAGAACGGAGAGAAGUUUGUGGUCUACAAUGUGUACAUGGCAGGCAGGCAGUUGUGCUCAAAGCGUUAUCGGGAGUUUGCCAUCUUGCAUCAGAAUCUGAGGAGGGAAUUUGCCAACUUUGCAUUUCCCAAGCUGCCAGGGAAAUGGCCUUUCUCUCUGUCUGAGCAACAGCUAGACGCUCGCAGACGAGGGCUGGAGGAAUACUUGGAGAAAGUGUGUUCUGUUCGGGUAAUCGGAGAGAGCGACAUCAUGCAGGAGUUUUUGUCGGAGUCUGAUGAGAAUUAUAAUGGUGUUUCUGAUGUGGAGCUAAGGAUAGCCAUGCCAGACAAAACUACAGUUACCAUCCGGGUGCGAAAGAAUUGCACAACAGACCAAGUCUACCAGGCUGUUGUAACAAAAAUUGGGAUGGACAGCAUUACUGCAAGUUAUUUUGCCCUGUUUGAAGUCAUUAACCACUCCUUUGCACGCAAGCUGGCCCCUAAUGAGUUUCCACAUAAGCUGUAUGUGCAGAACUAUACGUCUGCCGUCCCAGGCACCUGCCUCAUGCUUCGCAAGUGGCUCUUCACCACAGAAGAAGAGAUUCUACUCAAUGAUAAUGAGCUGGCCAUCAACUAUUGCUUUCAUCAGGCUCUGGAUGAUGUGAAAAAGGGAUUCAUCAAAGUGGGAGAGAAAUCCUACCAGCUCCAAAAGCUCACCGAACAGAGGAAAAUGACCAUGUAUUUAAGUAUUCUGAGGACUUGUGAGGGCUACAAUGAGAUCACUUUCCCACACUGCUCCUGUGACUCGCGUAGGAAAGGUCACGUGGUCACUGCGAUAAGCAUCCGCCACUUUAAACUCCAUGCGUGCACCGAGGAUGGCACUCUAGAGAAUCAGGUGAUAGCUUUUGAAUGGUCCGAGAUGCAGAGAUGGGACACGGAUGAAGAGGGAAUGGCUUUCUGUUUCGAGUAUGCGCGAGGGGAGAAGAAACCUCGCUGGGUCAAAAUCUUCACUCCAUAUUUCAACUACAUGCACGAGUGCUUCGAGAGAGUCUUCUGUGAGCUCAAAUGGAGAAAAGAGGUUGAAGAGGAGGCCACGGACCAGGACAAUAAGAACUGCAGUAAAGAUGGUAUGUGCGGUAAGAAUAUCUUCCAACUGUUGAGACACAGAAGGGAUGGAGGCACAUGAAUGAAGAGAUCAUCUCCUCUUGAAUUCUCAAAUACACGCACACGUACACUAAAAACUGCAUACAGAGACUCAGAAAACAUUUCAGACCAGUCCCAUAUGCUUAUCCACUACUGAUACACACUUACUGAAAUAAGAAGAUAUGAAGCAGGAAAUGACACAAACACAGUACAACUACAAAAGACUUUUUAGAGACUUACGCCAUCAUUUCACUGGAUUGGACAGAUUUAUGUUGGACGUACUGACCGCCAGCUCGGGACGGGAGAGACGACAACGAAAGACUAUAAUGCUCCAGUAGACAGACGUGGUGAAGUGAUGUCUGAUGAACGCACCCUGGUCGUUGACAUGGCACCAGCAUUGUGACUAAUUCAUGUCAUGUGACUGGUCAGAUGCAGACAACUGAGAGACUGAACUGUGCAAUUUAAAGACAUGGAAACGUUGGCGGUCUGACUAAUGCAUCAUCCUGACACUAACACAUGCACCUGCGAGGGCAGAGAUGCUCUCUCAGAAUGUAUCUAUAAAAAAAAAAAAAAAAGCAAAAACCAUUACUACAUUUUCCACUUGGA
Molecule: messenger RNA, 2454 nt
Organism: Sinocyclocheilus rhinocerous
Lineage: Eukaryota; Metazoa; Chordata; Actinopteri; Cypriniformes; Cyprinidae
Gene: snx27b
Product: sorting nexin 27b
Exons: 13
Coding region: 191-1891 (566 amino acids)
Biological process (GO): signal transduction; endocytic recycling; intracellular protein transport
Cellular component (GO): early endosome
Molecular function (GO): phosphatidylinositol-3-phosphate binding; protein binding
Source: RefSeq, a predicted model, not a curated record